AAGUGAGAAAGCAAGCCCCAAAAAGUAAGCGACUAUGUCACUGCUAGUUGCAGUGUCUCUAGGCCACAGAGAGAAGAGGACCUUGGGCUCCAGAGGUGCAUGGUGGGCGAGAAAGAAGAAUCCAAGGAAGGUGGUGGGCUGGUGACCUAGUAAGUGUUUGAGAAAGGCUUCUUGGUGUCUAGAGCCAGAGCAACACGGGGCCUGAAGGAAAGUGGAUGAAACUUGCCCAACGCCUGGAGACUUCAGCCAUGCCCCAUAGUUCUGACAGCAGCGACUCCAGCUUCAGCCGUUCACCUCCACCCAGCAAUAAACAGGAUUCCUCAGAUGACGUGAGGAAAGUUCAAAGAAGGGAGAAAAACCGUAUUGCAGCUCAGAAGAGUCGACAAAGGCAGACACAAAAAGCAGACACAUUACAUUUGGAGAGUGAAGAUCUGGAGAAACAAAAUGCAGCUCUCCGCAAGGAGAUCAAGCAGUUGACGGAGGAAAUGAAGUAUUUCACCUCAGUGCUGAGCAGCCAUGAACCACUGUGCUCCAUCUUGGCCACCACAUCCUCACCACCCCCUGAGGUGGUCUAUGGUGCCCAUGCCUUCCACCAGUCCCACGUCAGUUCCCCACGAUUCCAGCCCUGAUCCUACCACCAUGGGAAGAGCAUUAGAGACUCCAGCAUUCUCUCACAGGGAUUCCUCCCUAGGAUUUUUAGUGGGACAGCUCACAGCAGACACAAAGUUCUGAUGAAGAGAAUAUAAACUGUUUUCGCAACAGUAGCCUCAUCCAUCUCCUGCUGGAUUCUCUCUUCUCUCUAGAAAGAAGGAGGUGGAGAAUGGGGUACAGAAGACCCGAAUGACUGAUGGCUAUAGGCGUGGAAUGCCAGAACUCUUUGCAUUGUGUGCCCAACACACAGUGUAUAUCCGUACCUUCCAACUGAAUGUAUGACCAAUGAGAAAUAUAAUACUGGAUCUGGAGACCAACAGAGACAAAAGCGCACAAAGAGAUUUAUUUUUUCUAAAUAAAAAUUAAAAGAAGUAAACUUCAAAAAGGAUGACUUCUCCCUCCACUUUCCACCUUUAACUUUCUUAACACAAAGUUUCUUCUCAAACAGACCGUAUAAGUUCCAUGAGGGCAAGAACUAUUUCACUUCAGUUAUUGUAUCCCCAACAGCAUCUAGUGCGAAUAGUAGCUGCUUAAAUAAUGUUUGUUGACUGAAAUAGCCAUGUCUCAAUCAGGGAUUCCUGAAUGAAAUAUUAAUGUAGCCUUUCUAGUGGUUCCCAACCUUUGGGAUUGGACCCCAGAGGGGCCAUUGUGUUCUUGUAAGCAGUACACAAAUCUAGAAAGAAGCAAACAUACCUUAUAUUGACUGAAAAAAUGCCACACGCCUUUGUGUCACACACUAUACACAAAUAUAUAAUAUACAUUUAAUAUGCAGGGUAUCUCACAAAUCUUAGCGCAAAAGUGUUAAGCUGCAGAGUCCCCAAACUGCAUUAAGACUUUUGAGAUGACCCACAUACCAUCCAUAGAUUAUAUUUUUGCCUAUGUAUGUGCAUGUUAUUUGAACUAGUCUGGGAUCUCACUGAUGUGAGCAUUCCCUCUAUCCAUUCAGAUCACAACCUGUCCAUAAGUCUUGUCUGUAUUUCCCCAUAAGUCUUCCAUAGUGAAUCUACCAAAUGUGUUAUUAUUUCAUGGCUGUCACAACAACACUGAGGCUGUCAAUCUGUGGUCUCUCACUUUCUAUAUGUAAUUUGUGAAUUACACAUCUCCUGGAUAUUACCUCUUAUAUCACUUUUUGUCCAUAUGGUACAUAGGUCCUCACUGGAAAUACUGCAGCCCUCUGAGAACCCAUUAGACAUCUCUCCAUUAUACUUUGGAUUGGUUACAACUUUUAAUUUUAAAGUUUCUGUUG
Messenger RNA from Trichosurus vulpecula (common brushtail), 1897 nucleotides. RefSeq names its product basic leucine zipper ATF-like transcription factor (gene BATF). The coding region runs from base 216 to 629 and encodes 137 amino acids. Gene Ontology annotation, molecular function: DNA-binding transcription factor activity, RNA polymerase II-specific; RNA polymerase II cis-regulatory region sequence-specific DNA binding. The record is from RefSeq and is a predicted model, not a curated record. NCBI's taxonomy places the organism in Eukaryota, Metazoa, Chordata, Mammalia, Diprotodontia, Phalangeridae. Gene Ontology annotation, cellular component: nucleus. The transcript is spliced from 3 exons. Gene Ontology annotation, biological process: regulation of transcription by RNA polymerase II.